AUGGACUCGUCGACCGUUGAUACUUGCUCCAUCCCUGCCGGGAGAUCGCCAAAUGGCGUGUACAACUUUAUUGAUCCACCCAGUUUGGGUGUCGCUGUCAUCGCCGUUGGCGUCGUUCUAGGCGCCAUUUCAACGGCUUUAGCUGCCGGCCGCCUGUACAUCAACCGAAGCAGACUACACGCAGCGGAUAGUGAGCGUGAUCGCAGCUCGUACGUGGCACUCGUCCGUUUCUGUUCCACCCUGCUGCUUUGGCGUAUCACUGAUGAUUUUUUCCCUCGGCCCUCGCACGCAGACCCCAAUUACUACCGCCACACGUGGGAUAUUCCCGUGUCCUUCUUAUUUUCCAAGGGAGCCAUAUUCUUGCUCUACAAGCGGCUGUUUGCCAUUGGAAAGCGCAUGCGUCUCGCUAUCGACGUUGGUCACCUGGUCACACUGCUGGUGUACCUGUCCAACGUCCCGCUUGCCGCCAUCUACGCAGCGCCACGGGUUGGACACAGCUGGGAAUCGCUCCUGGAGAGCCUGCAGACAAACUCACACCCAUUUGCCUUCGGCGGAGCCAUACAGAGUGCCAUCGGCACAGUGCUGGACAUUUACAUCCUCAUCUUGCCGCUCCAUAUUGUGUGGCAUCUCCGGAUGCCUCUGGGGAAGCGAUUGCAGCUUGUCGGGGUAUUUUCCACUGCCGUACUGUGA
Messenger RNA from Diaporthe batatas, 690 nucleotides. RefSeq lists its product as uncharacterized. The record is from RefSeq and is a predicted model, not a curated record. The coding region runs from base 1 to 690 and encodes 229 amino acids. Lineage: Eukaryota; Fungi; Ascomycota; Sordariomycetes; Diaporthales; Diaporthaceae. The transcript is spliced from 3 exons.